AUAAGACCAGGCAUUCCUGGUUUCAUUUGAAAUUCCUUUACCCCGUCCUCCACGCCAACAGAAAAAGCAAUUGAACAUAAAAAUAAGAAUAAAGAACUCAGUCCAAGUUAGUAAUUUACAGAACCCACUGCCCUUUUAUUCUUCCUUCCUCGUUCAUUCAGAGAGAGAGAGAGAGAGAGAGAGAGAGAGAGUAACAAGAAAAAGAAAGGCAGAGAGAGAGAGAGAGAGAGAGAGAGAGAGUUGCAAGAAAAAGAAAGGCAGGCAUGGGGUGCUUUGUGCCUUUUAACAACAGGAAUUUGGAUAUAAGCCUAUUUGCAUUCAGGCCAAUGGUUGUGUUUGUGGAUGAACUAUUGGAUGCCCUUAAGCACUUCUCUUUGUGCACUCAGAGCCUUGGUUGUGUUGACAGUGCUAUUUUCAGGAGUAUUCAUGGGAAUAUGAUCAUAUGGUAUGGAGCAUGGAUGAAGAGAUCUAACGAGAACAAGGAACUAGUGAAUGCAACACUUCUAUCAAUGUUGUCAAACGUCUCAACCAUGGCUAUCCUAAUCGACCAUAGUUUCUUCGAUGCCUAUGCCGGUGAAUCACGCGACGGCUCUCCAGCAGCCAAAUUCUCCACCGGCGACACCAUUUCAAUGAACGCAGUACUCUUCUCCGACGACGACAAAAACGAAGUCGCGUACACGUUCUUAGCCAUUUUCAGAUCACGUUUCUCGAAAAUGGACGGUGCAACUUCUGGGGUGUGCUUGAAAUGCCAAACCCGAAAAAGGGACGUGAAUCUGUUUGUGUGGAAAUCGCUGCAAUCGUGUUAUACUUGGAUUCUAGCCACGGAUUAUCGAAAGACAAUUUUGCCCUUUCUUGAUGAACACCUCCCUCUUGAAAUUAAGUAUGAUAUGUUUCGGGUGGUGUAUGUCAGUGGUGAUGAUGAUGUAAUGAGUUUUUGACUAUGAGAAGGGUACAAACACAUAUACUACAAAAAAAAAAUCACGUAUUCGAACGCAGAUGUAAUCAGACUUUGCACUAUUUAAUGUGUUUGGGUCAUCCAUUUAUCGUGACUCAUGUAUCAGACAAUUCGUACAUUUAUGUAUGGAUUUUGGUUUUGAUUUUAACCUUCCUCAUAUAUGUUGGAAAGUUGAAGAAAGAAAGAGAGUUUUGUGGUAGUUUCACCCAAUUUGGGAUGUAAUGUAAUGAGGAUUUUGAGAGUUUAAUAGUAUUGUCGUACGAUAUUUGUAAAUAAUCAAAGUUACAUAGUUCAUCACUUUUAA
This is a messenger RNA of Rhododendron vialii, 1259 nucleotides long. RefSeq lists its product as uncharacterized. The transcript has 3 exons. The record is from RefSeq and is a predicted model, not a curated record. The coding region runs from base 264 to 938 and encodes 224 amino acids. Lineage: Eukaryota; Viridiplantae; Streptophyta; Magnoliopsida; Ericales; Ericaceae.